Molecule: messenger RNA, 721 nt
Organism: Alnus glutinosa
Lineage: Eukaryota; Viridiplantae; Streptophyta; Magnoliopsida; Fagales; Betulaceae
Product: cytochrome b-c1 complex subunit 6-1, mitochondrial
Exons: 5
Coding region: 193-402 (69 amino acids)
Biological process (GO): mitochondrial electron transport, ubiquinol to cytochrome c
Source: RefSeq, a predicted model, not a curated record
GAAAGUGGGCAACACACGCACCGGGCGCACACAAACAUAAGAAGUAGCCCAACUAGGCAGAGGGUUCAAUACUCGCCGUUUCCCUCUGGCCGUCUCCUCAGUCUUCCAGACCUCUGAGGUUGGACUUCCGAAGUCAGGUGACCCAAAAGGCUCCUCUGAGCUCUAAGUUGUUUGACUUCUUGUUAUAUUGCUAUGGCGGAUGAGGAACUUGUUGAUCCGAAGAAAUAUCUUGAAGAGUCUUGCAAGCCAAAGUGUGUGAAACCAUUACUUGAAUACCAGGCAUGUGUUAAGAGAAUCCAAGGAGAUGAAACUGGGCACAAGCACUGCACUGGACAAUAUUUUGAUUACUGGUCUUGUGUUGACAAAUGUGUGGCUCCGAAGCUCUUCACAAAACUGAAGUAAUGAGGAAGAUGAUUUUGUGGCGCCAUAAUUUGCAUUUCUGCUUUCAAAUCGUGAUAAACAGCUUCUGAACAGUUAAUCUUGUUCUGUGAACUAUGGAUGAUGCCUGUAUGGUUUUCUGCCGCUGUACUGUGCAUAUUUUGAACUAUAUUAGACCCUGAGAGUUAUUAUGAUUAAUAAGAAAGAAUCCUGGGCCGUUAGAUUUGGCCAAUCAGAUUGUACAAUGUUGUCGUUCGUUUUUUAAGAGGUAGCAAUAAGAAAAAAACCUAUACAUGAGAAUAAUUUGAGAUUAGCUGAAGAAAUCAUAUCGUUUUUAAGUUAA